CCUUCUUAUACCUAUGCAUCCAUGCUCUCCUCCGAGGCAUGUUCUAGGUCGACGAGCUUCUGAUUUCGAGCCACACACCUUAACUCUUGAAUAGCAGAGAACCCGAGUUCGAGUUCGGUUACGCGCUUCAUCGUUAGAUGGUACCUUAUCGCAACAAAGAAAGAAAAGGUUCGAAGUGCCUGCUUCGUGCACUCGUAGUGUGCACCUCGGCUGGCGGUGGAAGAUGGCACCGUGGUCGAUGUCUGGUCUUCACUGUUCCUGGCGGAGUCCCUGGGGUCCAGCCCAAUACCUGAUGUAUAAAUCGCCUCGCAAAGUACGCUUCUGAGGAUGCUGAAGAACCUUGCCUGCCAGCCAUGUACAAGAACGAAUAUCGUGCCGAGCCCAGCGCUCCGAUCCAACCAACGGACGACCUGCACGAGAAGACUCCGGUCGCGGAUUACGACCUCAAUUCCCUCGUACCACCGCCGCCUGAACCUCUCACCACAGACCUGGUGACUCUAGAACCCCUCGUGCCCGUGUUGCAUGCCGAUGCUCUUGCCGCAGCGCUUUCUGCAGAGCCACUUGCUAAUGAUCCAGACGUUUGGUUCUACCCUUUCCCCUCCGGACGACCAUAUAAGUCGCGUCAAGAGACGCUUGUCUACAUGGAGAAGCAACGCAGGCGAGCGAACGUGCUACCAUUCGCCAUCGUCGACCGACGGUCAGGAGAGUUCGCUGGAACAAUGAGCGUCGGCUGCGACCCCAAGCAGGCGAACCUCGACCUGCGUAUGAUGAGCGUGAAGCUCAUCCCCAAGUUCAGGGGCUCCCCGCUCUUUGUGCAUGCCUCGUACCUCCUUCUCUCUUACAUCCUCAACCCCACCGCAGAGGGCGGCCUCGGAAUGGUGCGCAUCGGUUGGCGCUCGCCACCAGAGAACACGCGCAGCCACCGCGCGGCCGAGAAGCUCGGAUUCACGCGAGAGGGCGUCCAGCGGUGCUACGAGGUCUCGGACGCGAGCGCGGUACUCCUCAGCGCGCCGUAUCCCCACUUGCAUGUCGUCCCGGAUGGCACAGGAAGGCUCACUGAGGAUGCCGUCAUCUUUUCGAUGACGAUACACGACUGGCUGGGACCCGGAAACAAGCGGCAGAGACUCGCGGACCUGUGUGCUAAGGUCCAAGGUGCGGGCUCUCGCGAGGCGGUUUGAUGGCCGAUCUCUGGCCUGGAGUAGAUAGGGUGGUAGCGCGGUUGCCAGAUUGCCUUCUGAGCAUCAUUCCGCUCUUACCCCGCGAUUCGAAAUGAUCUCUGUAGUAAAUCUCGUUAGGAA
Molecule: messenger RNA, 1298 nt
Organism: Phanerochaete carnosa HHB-10118-sp
Lineage: Eukaryota; Fungi; Basidiomycota; Agaricomycetes; Polyporales; Phanerochaetaceae
Exons: 5
Coding region: 354-1178 (274 amino acids)
Molecular function (GO): protein N-terminal-serine acetyltransferase activity; protein-N-terminal-alanine acetyltransferase activity
Source: RefSeq, a predicted model, not a curated record